CAGUGGUAUUACUAGCCCUUCAACUUAUGGUCAUACCAAUUGCAGCAAAAAAACAAAAAACAAUGCAGACGCACACGCGAGAGUAAAAUGGAGUGUCCACAAAUUGAUUUAUACGAAUUCCUCACAGAGUCCGAGCUGCAGCAGUACUACAAUGCCGUCAAAAAUGAAUUGAAAAUAACGAACGCAGCCCAGUUCAAAUAUGCGGCGGAUGAGGAUUUGCGUUUUAUCGGGCUCUCGCGACCGGAAAUCCGGAGGCUUCGCAAGUUCUACGAGAAACACUUUCCCCACAGCUACCUCAGCAAGAUCAAGCGUCUGCUGCAGGCGCCCGCCACGAUAGUGAAGCGCGAGGAGACCCCAGGCACGGCCCAAGUCUCCCAAGAUGGCAGUACCGCCGCCAGCUCAUCGUUGGCUGCCAAAAAUGGAGCGGGCUCCCCCGGCAAGGUGCCCAACAACAAGCACAUCAUCCCGGCGGACUCGAUCAGCGUCAACAAGCAGCUGGGCACCGGGGAGUUCGGAAUUGUUCAGCAGGGAGUCUGGACCAAUGGCAGCGAAAGGAUCCAAGUGGCCAUUAAGUGCCUCUGCAGGGAGCGCAUGCAAUCGAAUCCGAUGGAGUUCCUCAAGGAGGCGGCUAUCAUGCAUUCCAUCGAGCACGAGAACAUCGUUCGACUGUACGGCGUUGUCCUGGCUACGGACUCCCUGAUGCUGGUCACCGAGCUGGCCCAUCUCCGUUCGCUGCUCGAGUGCCUGAAGGACUCCGGUCUGCGGGUCAGUUUUCUCACCAUACCCACGCUCUGCGAGUUCGCACUGCAGAUAUGCAAUGGAAUGCGCUAUCUGGAGCAGAAGCGCCUGAUCCAUCGGGACCUGGCGGCCAGAAAUAUUCUCGUAUUCAGCAAGGACAAGGUCAAGAUAUCGGACUUUGGACUGUCGCGCGCACUGGGUGUGGGCAAGGACUACUACAAGACUAAUUUCAAUGUGAACCUGAAGCUGCCGAUCGCUUGGUGUGCCCCCGAGUGCAUCAACUACCUGCGCUUCACCAACGCCUCGGACGUGUGGGCCUACGGCGUCUGCCUGUGGGAGAUGUUCUCGUACGGCUUCCAGCCCUGGGCUGCGCUCACGGGUCUGCAGAUUCUCGAAGCCAUCGACUCGCCCAACUAUCAGCGGCUGGAGCAGCCCGAUUGCUGUCCCAGCGAGUAUUAUACCCUGAUGAUGAAGUGCUGGCAGGACGACGCCGCCAAGCGUCCGCGGUUUGGCGAGAUUUACGAUCAGCUGCCGGACAUGAAGCCAGAGCAGCUAAAGGCGGUGGUCAACUGUGCGGAGCCGAAGAAGGAUCAUCUUUUGUACCGUCAGGGAGACAACAUCACCGUGCUGGAUAGGAAUACGGGAACACCCUUCUGGAAGGGAGUGCUGAGCACGGGAAAAACGGGCUACUUCAACCCCUCCAACACGGUGGCCUUCCUCGAGGGCUUACCCAGCUCCAGCCGGGACUCCUUCAGCCGAGCCAGCGACCACCGGAUCAGCAAGCGCAAGCUGCGCACGGAGAUGAUUUCCAAGCCGCAGAACGACUUCAAGCAUACCGGCCAUGUGGGCAUCGAUGGAGCCACUUUCGGGGAUAUCGCCUUUCUGGGCAGCUCACAAAAUUACAACCACGUCCCCAAGCAGAUAGUAACGCCCUACAAGCCUUCGGAGGAUAUCGAACAAACCCCACUCCUGCUGCCGCCGACGCCAACGAGCCCGGAUUCAUUGCAAACGGCCAGCGGAUACUUCCCGGAGGGUGCCAGCAGCACCACCUCCAUGAACCCCACAUUCAUUCCAUCCGCCGAGCACACGCCCAAGCUGAUAGCCACCAAUGGACAGAGCUCGUUUGAUUUUGCCACCGGAACCGGGUCCACCAAUCCGUUCUUCCUCAACCGCAGCGACGAUGAGCAGCUGGAGUUCGCUCUCCAGAACAACAACUACGGUGGGGACGGCAAGAGCCUUAAUUCGGGCGAGGCUGGCUGGCGUCCCAACUCUCGGACGGUGGGGGAUGACCUGCACGAGUACCACGAGAUUUCGGACGACGAGAUGGCGGCCGAUAAGCUGGACUUUGGACCGUCUCUUCUGGACGAGAUCAACUCCAUGUUUGGAUCGAUAAGCGGGGCGUCGGGCAGCCAGCCCAAGUCACCAGGUUUCGACCAUGUUAACAGCAAGAACGAGUUUGCGGAAAUGUCCGCCAAACUGGGCCAGAAGAGCGGCGACACGAAUGGCAACAAGCACGGGCACGGAUUGUUGCCGACGCUGUCGAAGAAGAAGACCUCGGGAACGGUGAAACCCAUUUCCGUGAAGGACGAAAAGAUUCUGAAUCAUGCCAUCGAAAUUGCCAACGAGAUAAGCUCCAGAUCCAUGAUCAACCUGGUUUCUGACCAAACGCCUGCCACCCACAGUCCUAAGCGCAAGUUCAGCUUUCGAUUUCCGCAUUUAAGCAACAGCGUUGACAAGUCUGGAUCCCUGGGAGGCGGAGCAGCCUCCGGCACUGCCCUGACACCCACCCACGGCAAUGCCUCGCCCUUUUCCAAAAAGAAGAACUUCUCCGAGGAGCUGCAAAGCAUUCCGGACAUACAGCGUUUCCGCUCCCUGAGCGAGAUCAAGAACGGAACGGACCUGCGGGUGCCCAUCUUCGACAAGGAGAGCUCCGACUUUCUGUUCGAGAAGUCGCGCGAAAUCCUCAGCAGGCCCCUGAACCUGGAGCGGGAACGGGAACGGGAGGAGAAUCAAAAGACCAAGAGCAUCGAUGACAACAUCAUGGACAUUGAGAACACUCUCAAGGCGCUGAACCUCGACUUUAUGCACACCUACACGGAGCUGGACAAGAGCGACUCCAACGACACCAUCCUGAACGAUCAGCUGCCGCAGCUGAUGAGUCUGGACGAUGGCAUCAGCAGUGCCACGGGCAGCUUGAAGUCCGCCGUCUACAGCUACAGCAACGGAGUGCAGACCAUGUUCGAUUUCAACGCGGCCACCAGUCACCUGGACAAGCACUUGCAGUACAUGCACAACCAGGCCCAGCUGAGCGCUGCCGCCACGGCUUCCGUGGAUCCCAAGCCGCUGGAGGACAAGCGGUCCAGUACGCCGGACACGGGCUUUGCCUCGCGGGACACCAACAUCUCCCUGUCGCGGAGGAGCAGCCAGAAGUCCAGCUACAGUCCACAAGAGAGCUUCCAUUUCCCUCUGAAGGGUGAGGCCCUUUUCAGCGCUCCCCCUGUGGUCAUGUCCGGGGGAUACACCAGUCUCAAGGAUGAGCUGGGCUACGAGAGAUUCGGCAACGGCGCCACCAAGCAGAUGCUGGCCAGUGCCUCGCCCAUCAAGUCGGGAACUGCCGGCUCCAUGUACUUGGGCUCGAAGGGAUACCGCCAGCGGUCGACCUCCUUCAACGAGAGCUUCCACCCGAUUUCGCCCGUGCUGUCGGAGCCGCCGCAGCGGGAGCGGGGUGUCAUCCAGCGGCAGGUGCGGCUGGAGCACCAGGCGCCACUGCCACGUCGCUCUGCGUCCUACAAGCCCCGCUCGAUCAGGGCCCGCACCCUCAGGCGUCUCAGUUACAAUCCCAUGACCUUGGACUCCAGUUCCUCCAGCGGUGAGGAGCCGGUGAAGCCAAGUCUGGCCCGCUCCGAGUGCGACAUCCGGGCCCGGGUGACCAACAGCUCCAACACUUCACUGGGGAGGCGUCGCAGGGCGGGAUUGAAUCGCCAGGUUCAGUCAGCCUGCCACGACGAACGCGAGGCCAUAAUCUCCCCUCGCCAGAUCUACGGCUCCAACUCGAGCAUCAAGUCGGCGCCUCACUACAAUCUGGGCGGGCAGCGACGCAGCUUCCAUCGGGGUGGCGCUGGGAUGGGAGUCGGUGGCUACGAGCACUUCCAGUACGAGGAUCGCAUCUACGACUUUGGAGGCCGUGGGCCGGGCAACAACUACAAUGUGGGACACGCCAGCUAUCUGAGCUCCGGGCAGAAAACGAGUUACAUCCUCAAUGGCUCGGAGUUGCCGGGAUCGGGAUCGGGAUCCUCCUCGGCUGCCUCCUCGGCCGUGCAGGCCACCUACAGGGCCGGAGCAGGAGCCGGCCUGCAACGACCAAUGAGCGGAGGAGCUGCUCUCCACGAGUUCGACAUCAGUCGGCUGACGGGAAAGAGUCCCACGUCCAGUCACUUCGUGGGCAGCUCGCCGGAGGAACUGAAGCAGCGCCAGCUCUCGGCAGGAUCGCUGCUGACCAAGCCGCAGCGACCCACAGAGUUCCACUGGCCGGAGAAGAUACACGCCUCGGCGGUGAAGCAGCACGAGAUGCACUGGCGGCAGAUGCAGCACCAGCAGCACUCCGCCACCACGAUCAUUGGCUUAGCGGGAGCGGGCACUGCGGUGGCAGUGGCAGGGGUGAGGAGGUCCAGCGACAGCUCCUCCUCGUCGAGCACGGAGAGCGGCGAUGAGUUCCAGUUCCGACGCGAGUUCGUGGCGCCCCGGAUCCCGCCCAGCCCGGCUCCAUAACUAAGGAAAAUGCUGAAAUACGUUCUCAAUUUACUGUUCGGCAACGUGUUGUCGGAUUAGAUGGCGACCAUGGAGGAGGAGGAGGAUGGAUGGCUAGGAAUGGGAUGCGGGCGGUGUUGUGUGUUUGUGUGUGUGCGUGUGUGUUUGGAUGGAAGGAAGGAGAUGGAGGGCGAGGAUGGCGGGUCGAAGAGUAAAUUGUAGAAGUAUUUACAGCGAAUAGGAUAUAUAUUUUUUGUAUUUGCAUUUUUUGGUAACGAGAUGAGAGUGUGCCUUAUAGGAAAACACCGAAGACCUCUCAGAACAGAUAAUAAUGAUGUGCGUGCUCCGCGCAUGCGCAGCUUCCAACCCAUUGAAUCAGCUCCAUCAUCCUCAUCGAUCAUCCAACUCUCUAGAUCUCUCUAAAAAUACUCAAUACCGUAGACUACAAACGAUAGAAUCUUGAAAUCUUCAAAUCUUUCACCCCCCAGAAUCAAAUAUAAUCUUUAGAGAUAUAGAACAAAAUAAUGAAUGGCUUCCAAGUGGAAUAGAAAAAGUUCAACAAGUUUUUUUUGUAAAGAAAUCCCAGCAAGAGCUUGGUUGUCGGAAACAGUAUUCCAAGGCGGCACACAGGAUCGGGUGGGGAACUAGACAGGGUAGAGUAUUACCUAUGGCCGGAGAGUGCUCCAACUUUUCAGGCUCGAAGGCGGUAAUUUUAAGACUCACACACACAGACACGGCGGAACAACAACAUCAACCGACAUACACACACAUCCGAUACACACACACAACUGUUGACAAUCCUCAGAACUUGUCCACACAUCAGAAGACAUUCGUCGGAUCAGGAUUCGUCCCUGAUCAGGAUUAUGUGCCAUAUCCUGACGCGUGCAUUUUUUAUAAAAAACAAAAACCAAAGAUAAAGAUUAAAAACCCGAUUCAGAUUCAGAAGCAUUUAAGCUAUCAAAACCCUAAAAGUAUCUAUAAGAUUGGAACUAAAACUAAUCCAAAA
Messenger RNA from Drosophila bipectinata, 5491 nucleotides. NCBI's taxonomy places the organism in Eukaryota, Metazoa, Arthropoda, Insecta, Diptera, Drosophilidae. The record is from RefSeq and is a predicted model, not a curated record.